ACCUCCAUCUUUUAGUCCAACUGGCUGCCAGGCUGCACUCCCACCCCUUUUUCCUCCUCUCACCCCGAGUCACCUGUUGGGUUCGGGAGUUGAGCACCAUGGGGACCCCGAAUGAUCAGGCAGUGCUGCAGGCCAUCUUCAACCCUGACACCCCAUUUGGGGACGUUGUUGGGCUGGACCUGGAAGAAGACGCGGAGAAGGAAGCAGAUGGAGAUGGAGUUUUCCCUCGAGCACAGCUGGAGCAGUCCAAGGCUCUGGAGCUGCAGGGGGUUAUGGCUGCCGAGGCUGGCGACCUCAGUACAGCCCUGGAGAGGUUUGGCCAAGCCAUCGACCUGUUGCCUGAGAGGGCCUCAGCCUACAACAACCGAGCCCAGGCCCGGCGACUCCAGGGAGAUGUGGCAGGCGCCCUGGAGGACCUGGAGCGCGCGGUGGCGCUGAGCGGCGGUCGGGGCCGCGCGGCCCGCCAGGGCUUCGUGCAGCGCGGGCUCCUGGCGCGGCUGCAGGGACGCGACGACGACGCCCGUAGGGACUUCGAGCGCGCGGCGCGGCUGGGCAGCCCCUUCGCGCGGCGCCAGCUGGUGCUGCUCAACCCGUACGCCGCGCUCUGCAACCGCAUGCUGGCCGACGUGAUGGGGCAGCUGCGCCAGCCCCGCGACGGGCGCUGAGCCGGCCGCGGGCCCCCAACCAAUAAAGCUGCCGGUCUCCCCGCU
This is a messenger RNA of Manis javanica (Malayan pangolin), 710 nucleotides long. RefSeq names its product tetratricopeptide repeat domain 36 (gene TTC36). The record is from RefSeq and is a predicted model, not a curated record. NCBI's taxonomy places the organism in Eukaryota, Metazoa, Chordata, Mammalia, Pholidota, Manidae. Gene Ontology annotation, molecular function: protein binding.